Molecule: messenger RNA, 801 nt
Organism: Penicillium paradoxum
Lineage: Eukaryota; Fungi; Ascomycota; Eurotiomycetes; Eurotiales; Aspergillaceae
Product: class I SAM-dependent methyltransferase
Exons: 1
Coding region: 1-801 (266 amino acids)
Molecular function (GO): methyltransferase activity
Source: RefSeq, a predicted model, not a curated record
AUGCCUCAAGUCUACACCACCGACCACUCAAGCUCGGUCCUCCAAACCCACAGCUGGCGCACAGUCGCCAACUCAGCACCAUACCUGCUGCCACACCUCAAGCCGGACAUGAAGAUCCUAGAUGUCGGCUGCGGCCCGGGAUCCAUCACCAUUUCCCUGGCAAAGCAUGUACCCCAGGGUCAUGUCACAGGCACAGAAUAUGUUUCUGAUCCGCUCGAAGGCGCGCGUGCCCUCGCGCAAACCGAAGGAGUGUCGAACGUCACCUUCCAGGAGGGCAAUAUCCAUGCCCUGCCGUUUGAUGACAACACCUUUGAUCUUGUGCAUGCCCACCAGGUGCUGCAGCAUAUCGAGAACCCGGUGCAUGCAAUCAAGGAAAUGCGCCGUGUCGCUAAGAAAGGUGGGAUCAUUGCGUGCCGGGAAUCGGCGGAGUUGACAUGGUAUCCCGAAUCUGUGGGGAUUUCUAAGUGGCGUGAGGUUACGGAGCGUAUGCAGAGUGCAAAGGGGGGUAAUCCACACCCCGGAAGGAUGAUUCAUGUUUGGGCGCGGGAGGCCGGGUUUGAGAGUUCGAGUGUGAAGAGGAGUGCUGGGGCUUGGUGCUUCGGGAGUGAUGAGGAGAGGGCAUAUUGGGGUGGAUCUAUGGAGGCGAGGGCUAGAUCUUCGGGGUUUGCGAAGGAUGUUGUUGAGGAGGGUUAUGCGCUGCCAGAGGAUCUAGAUGUGAUCGCAAAAGGAUGGAGGGAAUUUGUGGGCAACGAGGAUGCUUGGUUUGGUUUGUUGCAUGGAGAGAUUUUGUGCUGGAAAUAG